Molecule: messenger RNA, 3204 nt
Organism: Phaeoacremonium minimum UCRPA7
Lineage: Eukaryota; Fungi; Ascomycota; Sordariomycetes; Togniniales; Togniniaceae
Product: putative snf2 superfamily rad26-like protein
Exons: 1
Coding region: 1-3204 (1067 amino acids)
Molecular function (GO): ATP binding; ATP-dependent chromatin remodeler activity
Source: RefSeq, a predicted model, not a curated record
AUGGCGGCUUCGCGCUACAUCGCGAAGAACGUCAUUCAUAUAUUCGACACCGAAGGCUCGGAUUCGUCAGCAGGCCAAGGCCACACGAUCAAAAGUAGCAAAGCACUCGGCAAGCGGAAGGCACCUCCGGAGGUUGAGGAGAAGUUCGAGUGGAGCGACUCAGACGAAGCCUAUGAACAGCUAAAAGCUCGGCGCAAGACUACGCGCAAGAGCAGGAAGAACAACGGCGGAGAAAAGACGAAAGCCAAGAAGAGGCGCGAUGAUACCAUCGACAGGGUUAAGGACCUCGACGAAUCUAGCGCACACGAUGACCUCGCCGACGCCGCCGUACCUGACUAUCUUCGUGAGAGACGUAGGAAGUUUGACGAGAACAGACAGGUACUGCGCGAGGCAGGUCUACGACUGCCCCCCGACUAUGGCGAUGUCGAGUUCUCCGACGACGAGCGCAUAUCCAAUCUACGAGAGAGACCUGUAUUUGAAGCAUCCAGCGGGAUCAAGCCAUGUCGUGCGUACAAAGACAUUGAGCUUGAAUACUCUGCUGGCCUUAUUCCCGCAUCGAUCGCACAGUACCUCAGAGACUAUCAGAUUGAUGGCGUCAAGUUCCUACACGAAAAAUUUGUCUACCAAAGGGGCUGUGUGCUCGGAGAUGACAUGGGUCUCGGCAAGACUGUCCAGGUGGCCGCUUUCUUGACAGCGGCAUUCGGCAAGUCUGGCGACGAGAGGGAUGCUAAGAGGAUGAGGAAAAUGAGACGUAUGGGCACUCAUUGGUAUCCUAGGAUAUUGAUCGUUUGCCCUGGUACACUAAUCGAAAAUUGGAAGAACGAGCUGAAUCGUUGGGGUUGGUGGCAGGUCGAUGCUUAUCACGGCUCAAACAAGGAUGAGACCUUGCAUGCUGCUCGAUCAGGACGACUCGAGGUUAUGAUUACCACCUAUGGGACGUACAGGUUGAACAAGGGCGAGAUCAAUAUGGUUCAGUGGGACGCAGUCGUGGCUGACGAGUGUCAUUGUCUGAAGUUCCGGGGUUCUGAGAUUACGCGCGCGAUGAACGAUGUCAAUUCCCUUUGUAGAAUUGGUCUUACGGGAACGGCCAUACAAAACAAUUACGAAGAGCUUUGGACGCUUUUAAAUUGGACCAAUCCUGGUCACUUUGGAUCCAUCAGCGAGUGGAGGGAGAGUAUCAGCAAACCCUUGGCAAUUGGUCAAGCUCACGAUGCCACGCGCUAUCAACUUAGCCUUGCGAGGAAGACUGCGAAGAAACUUGUCCAAAACCUUCUUCCCGAAUUCUUUCUGCGGCGAAUGAAGAGUUUGAUAGCUCAUCAGCUGCCAAAGAAGAGUGACAAGGUCGUCUUCUGUCCAUUAACGGACCAACAAAGCAGUGCAUAUGAGAACUUUCUGGACAGUUAUUCCGUGCGUCUGCUGCGCGAAGUGAGCGAAGAUUGCCCAUGUGGAUCGGGAAAGAAGCAAGGAUGGUGCUGUGAAAAGUAUCUGCCCAACGGAAAGCCAUGGAUCUCCAUCGUUUUUCCAACAAUGCAAACCUUGCUCAAGCUCUCGAACCAUCUCACACUCCUGAUUCCUUCCUCCGGCGAACCCAUGGAGAAGCAGAAGUCCGAGUUGAACACUCUACAGACAUGCGUGCCAGACGGCUGGGAAGAGCUCUACAAGAAUCGAGAUUCCCUGGUAAACCUCGCUAACCCCGAGUUUUGCGGAAAGUGGAAAAUUCUUCGGAAACUACUGCGGUUCUGGCAUGAGAACGGAGACAAGGUCCUUGUAUUCUCACACAGUGUACGAUUAUUGCGGAUUCUUCAGCACCUCUUCCAUCAUACCAGCUAUUCUGUAAGUUACUUGGAUGGUUCCAUGAGCUAUGUGGACCGCCAACUCGCAGUAGACGACUUCAACUCGGACCCCAAUCAAUUUGUCUUCCUCAUCUCAACCAAGGCUGGAGGUACUGGGCUCAACAUAACUUCGGCUAACAAGGUGGUCAUCUUUGAUCCACACUGGAAUCCGUCGUAUGACCUACAAGCUCAAGAUCGAGCUUACAGAAUCGGUCAGACUCGCGAUGUCGAUGUGUUUCGACUAGUCUCAGCUGGCACAAUCGAAGAGAUCGUCUACGCACGCCAGAUCUACAAACAGCAGCAGGCCAACAUUGGCUACACUGCUUCGACCGAACGCCGCUAUUUUAAAGGCGUACAACAAGACAAGGAUCGCAAGGGCGAAAUUUUUGGGCUCAAUAACCUGCUGAGUUUUCAUUCUGACCAUGUCGUCCUUCGCGAAAUUGUCAAUAAGACAAACAUCGCCGAGGCCAAAGCAGGGGUCCACCUCUCGGAUAUCGACAUAGAGAAGAUGGAAGAGGACGGUGACCUUGGCUUUUUGAAACAGGAAGAGAAUAGCAACGGAGAAGAUGGUGGUUUGAGCCAGUUGGCUGAGCUGUUAUCACAUGAGAAUCAGGAGGCCGCGGCCGAUGCAAAGAAAGCCAAUAAACCUAAGAGUGACGCUAUCCAGGCGAUUCUAUCGUCUGCUGGCGUCGAGUAUACCCACGAGAACUCUGAAGUCGUCGGUUCCAGCAAGGUGGAAGAGCAGCUGUCACGGCGCGCCGAGCUAGCUGCAGAUGACGAGUCGACCAUUGAAGGACAAUCGGCCCUGUUCGCGGAUAGUCAAGCGAAUGUAGUCCAGUCAGAAGGCCUGCAAGGGAUUCGUUAUGCGUAUAACCCGCCCAUAGAUGUCAUGAAGAGACAAUUUUGCUCUAUGGCUCGGGAGUUUGGCUUCCAAAAUGCCACAGAUUUUGCGUUGGUCGUUGAGAGCUGGACGCAGGAGCAACGGAGGAAUUGUCUUAACACUUUCUACAAGAGACGAGAGAUCAAGCUCCUAGAAAAGGACCUGGAGGAUCUAAAGGCUCUCCAAAAAGAAGAAGCUGACGACGAGGAAGACGAAGAUGGUGUCCCGGUAAAAGAUGAGGAUGUUAAAAUGGAAGAUGGAGCAGACCAGCCGAAGCAUAACAUUGGUUCGCCCAGAAGCCAGCAGGAAGAUAGGAAGGAUACUUCCAUCGUAUCUGAUGGCCAGAAUAUCAAGGAGGAGUGUAUCAAGAAGGAAGAUGAAGACUUGAUGCCGGGCGUUGUGAAGCAGGAAGAGACUAAAAUCACUGGUUCUGAGAAAAGGACGUCGAUCUUCUUGUAUGAUACCGAAGAUGAGGAGACGGAUGAGCUAUGA